AUGACGGCGAGCCAUCUCACCGCCGAUGGAGAACAAGAAAAAUACGAGGAAAUAUUUUGCCCGUUAGAAUUAACCAGAGGAAUACAAAGCCAGUUGAUUUUUCUAUUAGUGUUGAACACAAUUCUGUCUAUCACCGCGUUUCUCGGCAAUACUCUGAUCCUACUAGCCCUCAAGAAAGUGACAUCUCUUCAUCGACCCUCUAAACUCUUGUAUCGUAACCUAGCCGCAACUGAUCUCUGUGUUGGUGUCAUUGUGGCACCAGUGGGCGUCAUUUACUUGAUCGCAGUUGUAACCGGACGAUGGAACAUUUGUCGCCAUGCGUUCUUUGCAAGUUAUAUCUCAGGACAUAUUUUGUGUGGGGUGACUUUGUCGACAGUGACGGCCAUCAGCUUGGACAGGCUUCUAGCGCUGUUGUUGAGGCUCAGAUACAGACAACUGGUAACUUUGAAGAAGACCUAUCUAAUUGUAACUGCGUUAUGGAUUGUGCCCGUUGUCUGCACUACAAUGCACUUCUGGAAUUCCCAAGUAACCACAUGGUACGGCUCUAUACUGACAUCACUGUGCCUAGUCUUAUCGACUGCUUCUUUUGGGAAAAUUUUCCAUGCUCUCCGUCAUCAACAAAUUCACGUGCAGAAUCAAUUCCACCAAGGACAGUCACACGAAGCAAAUCUAUUCAACAUGGCGCGCUACAGAAAGGCAGUAUCUAGUGCACUAUGGGUGCAGUUGGCAUUAGUUAUUUGUUAUCUGCCGAUAGUCAUAGUGGAGGCUUUGACAAUUCAAGGAUUGCCUUCAUCUGUUGUCAUUGCUAAAGAGUUUGCAGGGACUUUAGUCUUUCUAAACUCAACAUUAAACCCGAUAUUAUACUGCUGGAAGAUGAAUGAAGUUAGACAAGCGGUGAAAGAAAUAAUUGGAGAACUUGGAUGUUUAUUCUGUCUGCGUUGUUUAGCUUGGUAG
Molecule: messenger RNA, 954 nt
Organism: Porites lobata
Lineage: Eukaryota; Metazoa; Cnidaria; Anthozoa; Scleractinia; Poritidae
Source: the annotation of a GenBank genome assembly